GUUAAUGCAGUCUAGCAUAUGAAAAGAAACCCAAAUUGGGGAAAGCUGUUGGGUUUGAACCUAAACGGAGCAUGGUGGGGGAUUUUGGCGGAAAACUUGCAGGGUGGCAAAUUCUACACCCCGACAGUGCUGAAGGGGAGAAAUUGUGAUUUUUGUGCCACCAUCCUGGUGAGGCACCGCUUUCUGUGCUGGGCUGGGGAGAUGUUGAGCAGCUCUGUGUUUAGCUCCGGGGUGAUCCUGCUCUCAGGAGUUCUGAGUGGAUUUUUGGUUAGAAGCUCCUCGUGUCCAUGGUAGAGGGCGGUUCUUAAAAUCCCCCUUUGUGGGGGUCGAGAGGGAAAAUGCCGAGUGUCUGCAGGCUGCCCGGAGCUCGGGCGCGGCGCUUUGAGCGGGUUCCGUGCGCGCUGUGCCCGCAGGACGGGAGCGAUGGGGUCCGAGAGCCCGAGCCCGCAGAACCCCGGCUGCAAGAUCAUGACCUUCCGGCCCUCGCUGGACGAGUUCCGCGACUUCGGCCGCUUCAUCGCCUACAUGGAGUCCCAGGGAGCGCACCGCGCCGGGCUGGCCAAGGUGAUCCCCCCCAAGGAGUGGAAGCCGCGCCGCACGUACGAUGACAUCGAUGCCAUGGUGAUCCCCGCCCCCAUCCAGCAGGUGGUCACGGGCCAGUCGGGGCUCUUCACCCAGUACAACAUCCAGAAGAAGCCCAUGACGGUGGGCGAGUACCGGCGCCUGGCCAACAGCGAGAAGUACUGCACCCCUCGGCACCAGGACUUCGAGGACCUGGAGCGCAAGUACUGGAAGAACCUGACCUUUGUGUCGCCCAUCUACGGGGCCGACAUCAGCGGCUCCCUGUACGACGCAGACGUGGAUGAGUGGAACAUUGGCAACCUGAACACCCUCCUGGACAUGGUGGAGCACGAGUGUGGCAUCAUCAUCGAGGGGGUGAACACUCCCUACCUCUACUUUGGCAUGUGGAAAACAACUUUUGCUUGGCACACAGAGGACAUGGAUCUCUACAGCAUCAACUACUUGCAUUUUGGGGAGCCCAAAUCCUGUUCCUGGGAGCAGGGGGUGGCCACCCUGCAGGGAGCUGGGGCUGUGCUGCCUCCUGCCAUUCCCAGUGCCAGCCUUUCCUCCUCCCUGCAGGACGUGGAUGAGUGGAACAUUGGCAACCUGAACACCCUCCUGGACAUGGUGGAGCACGAGUGUGGCAUCAUCAUCGAGGGGGUGAACACUCCCUACCUCUACUUUGGCAUGUGGAAAACAACUUUUGCUUGGCACACAGAGGACAUGGAUCUCUACAGCAUCAACUACUUGCAUUUUGGGGAGCCCAAAUCCUGGUAUGCCAUUCCCCCAGAGCAUGGCAAGAGGCUGGAACGCCUGGCCAAAGGAUUUUUCCCAGGGAGCUCUCAGGGAUGUGAUGCUUUCCUCCGGCACAAGAUGACCCUCAUUUCUCCCUCCAUCCUGAAGAAAUACGGGAUUCCCUUUGACAGGAUCACCCAGGAAGCCGGGGAGUUCAUGAUCACAUUUCCUUACGGGUACCACGCCGGCUUCAACCACGGCUUCAACUGCGCCGAGUCCACCAACUUCGCCACGCUGCGCUGGAUCGACUACGGGAAAAUGGCAACACAGUGCACGUGCCGCAAGGACAUGGUGAAGAUCUCCAUGGACGUGUUUGUGCGGCUGCUGCAGCCCGAGCGCUACGAGCUCUGGAAGCAGGGCAAGGACAGCGCCGUGCUGGACCACAUGAGGCCCACGGCCCUCAGCAGCCCCGAGCUGGACGCCUGGAACCAGAGCAAGGCCGAGCUGAAGGCAAAGCUGCUGCGCAGGAUAGGAGAUGAGGAAGAGGACAACAAACACCGGUCUCACAGAAAAAGGAGUCAGCCUAGAAGACACAAAACAGAGGAUCAGAAGUCUCUUGGGGAUGUCAUGGCUAUUGAAACUGCCUUGGAGGAUGUGAAAGUGAAAGAGGAGCUGAAAAGGGGGCCAGAUGUGGAGGAAGAGGAGAGGAGCAAAGGGAUGGAGGGAGAAGGCGAGUGCAAGGCCCGGCCGCGGCCCCCCAAGGCCAAGGGCGAGCGCAGGAAGAAGCAGCAGCAGCCCCCCCCAGGCCCAGCCCCAGCCCCCCUGAACGUGGUGCCGCCCGCGGGGGCGCCGGCCCCGGAGGACGAGUUCAGGCCGCGGCCCAUCAUCCCCAUGCUGUACGUGGUGCCCCGCAGCAAGAAGGUCGUGUUCGACAAGGAGCACAUGUCCUGCCAGCAGGCCUUCGAGCAGUUCGCCACGCAGCAGGGCCUGGGCUGGCGCCCGGCCGGCCCCGGCAAGGAGCAGGAUGGCGCCCAGGCCGAGCAGGGCCAGCUCGCCACAGAGGCCGCUGCUGCCUUCUCCAAGAUGAAGAUGGAGAUCAAGAAGAGCCGGCGGCACCCGCUGGGGAAGCCGCCGACGCGCUCGCCGCUGUCCGUGCUCAAGCAGGAGACCUCGAGUGAUGAGGAAAUGUUUCCAUUUUCUGGAGAGGAAGAUAUGAGUGAUCCAGAGGCUUUGAAAUCUUUACUUUCCUUCCAGUGGAAGAACAAAGCACUUAAUUUCCCAGCUGAAAGGAAGUUCAAUGCAGCUGCUGCCCUGAGUGAGCCUUACUGUGCUGUCUGCACCCUCUUCUACCCCUACAACCAGUCCUCACAGGUGGAGAGGGAGGCUGCAGGGGAGCCUCCCUCCUUGGUGCAGCUCUCCAGGUGUGGGCAGAGGAGCAAGCCCCUGAUCCCCGAGAUGUGCUUCACCUCCAGCGGGGAGAACACCGAGCCCCUGCCCUCCAACUCCUACAUUGGGGAGGAUGGCACCAGCCCCCUCAUCUCCUGUGCCAAGUGCUGCCUGCAGGUCCAUGCCAGCUGUUACGGGAUCCGCCCGGAGCUGGUGAACGAGAGCUGGGCGUGCUCGCGGUGCUCGGCCGGCGCCUGGGCAGCGGAGUGCUGCCUGUGCAAUCUCAGGGGAGGAGCUCUCCAGAUGACCACUGAUGGCCGGUGGGUGCACGUGAUCUGUGCCAUCGCUGUCCCCGAGGCGCGCUUCCUCAAUGUCAUCGAGCGUCAUCCUGUGGAUAUCAGCGCCAUCCCCGAGCAGAGGUGGAAGCUGAGGUGUGUGUACUGCAGGAAGAGGAUGAGGAGGGUCUCUGGGGCCUGUGUGCAGUGUUCCUACGAGCACUGCUCCACCUCCUUCCACGUGACGUGCGCGCACGCCGCCGGGGUGCCCAUGGAGCCCGAGGACUGGCCCUACGUCGUCUCCAUCACCUGCUUCAAGCACAAAGCAGCAAACCAGAACGUGCCGCUGCGCAGGGAGGUGGCCCUGGGGCAGGCAGUGAUCACCAAGAACAGGAACGGGCUCUACUAUCGCUGCCGGGUCAUCGGCAGCAGCACCCAGACCUUCUACGAGGUCAACUUCGACGACGGCUCCUACAGCGACAACGUCUACCCCGAGAGCAUCAUCAGCAGGGACUGUGUCCAGCUGGGGCCCCCUCCCGAGGGGGAGCUGGUGCAGCUGCAGUGGACGGACGGGAUCGUCUACAAGGCCAAGUUCAUUGCAGCCCAGAUCAGUCAGAUUUACCAGGUGGAGUUUGAAGAUGGCUCUCAGCUAAUGGUGAAGCGUGGGGAUAUUUAUACCUUGGAGGAAGAGCUUCCCAAGAGAGUCAAGUCUCGCCUGUCCCUCAGCACUGGGGCCCCUCAGGAAGAUGCAUUUUCAGGAGAUGAAGUGAGAGCAGCCAAGCGUCCCCGGCUGGGGAAUCCCAGAAAUGCUGAGGAGUAUGGACAAACCCCAGAUUACCUGGCCUUUAUGGAGAGCCUGCUGCAGACACAGUACCAGCCUGGGACUCAGAGCAACAUGUUUUAACCAGGAUUCAUCCAAAAUACUCAAUUAACCCUUUUUGAGUUCAUGGAAACAUAAAUAGGAAACUGUGGAAUGGAAGACCAGCCCUGUGCAAUAGUCUGCUGUGAAUUUCUUUCAUCUCCUCUUGGUUUGGACUGCAGGAAAUCCCUGUCUGGCUGCUACCUCGACCUUGCCAGGAGUUGCUGACCAAGAGCUGGGGAGCUUGGAAACCCUUCAGCUUUUCACAUGGAGACUUUGGAAGAGUUUCUACAGAUGGAGCUUUGUGACUGGUUCUUUUGUAUGAGGAAAGGGUUAAAAUUUAACAAAAUGACUUUUUCAAACCUGUCAAACUUUUGUCCUUCAAGGUGCUAUUACAUUGACUACUGAAGCAGCCUUUGGAAUCGUGUUUUCUGUACAUAGAUGCCACCUUUGUGAAGUUUUCUAUGAAUGAGCAUUAUUAAAAAAAAAAAGCAAGCAAAAAUAGGAAAACGGAAAGUUUCCACAAAACAUUUUUCUAGAUUAUGGCUUUAAAACAGAAAAUAAAUGAAAUCCUCCCCCCUCACCCCCAAAGGAAUCGUGACUGAUGUGGGGAGAGGGAGAGCAAGAGCAGAUGUCCUGGGAUGUUCUGGGUUCUUCUUUUGUAAAGAAGCCCUGUCCUUGUGAGCUGGGGGAGAACUGUUCCCGCUGGGAUGUUCCUGCCAGGGGCUCUCUGAGAGCCCUGGGGUGAUGUUGGCAUCGCUGCCACCUCACCAGGGAGGGGCUUAGGCAAGAAAUGCCAGGUUUGGCUCAUUCCUGUCAUCUUCCUUCCCCAUCUUUGCCAUCACAGUUGCUUUCUAGUUCAGGAUCAGCAUGGCUUUGAGUUCCCCCAGGUUUGGCAGGUGUUCUGCUGCUCCUUGUGUUAUUUUCCCAUGAGAGCUCCAGGGGCUGCCCCAACAGCAAUUCUCCCUUAGGAACGUUUCUCUUUCCUUUGUCUCUUUAUUUUUAAAUUUUUUUUUGGGUUGUGCUCCUUACAGUGUGAGAAUCAUUCCAUGACAGAAGCUUGGGAGGUGUUUGUAUGUUUUUCUUUUAUCCUAUUAAAGAAGAGAUUCCCCAAACAUCUGAUUGUUGUGACAUCCUUUCCUUAAGUAAAGACUGAGCCUGUGAAUUACUCCUGGGGAAGAGGAGAGCAAGCCCUGCCUUUGGCUGGACUCAGCUCACCGAGGACUGAAGGAGGGGUGAUGGGCAGCUCCCACCUGGACCCUUGGAAAUGCCCCUGAAGAGCUGCUGUGGAGCAGUGCUUGGGAAGGAGCCUGAUGCAAACCCUGCUGAAGUCACUGGGAAGUUUUCCCCUCCCUUUGGAGGGGCUCAGGCAGGUCAGAGGGAGAGGAGGAGGCAGAGCUGGGAAGGUUCAGGUGCAGGGGGAGAGGGCACCUGGGCCAGCUGAGCAACCUGGAGUGCUGCACUGCAAGCUUUUCCACUAAAUUCCCUGAAAUGACUGGAUGGAGAGAGACAAGGUUCUUGUUUUGAUGAUGAUUUUUAAGCCCCUUUGCAAGGUGGUCGUUGUUCUGGGGAGAGGCUGUUAAGCAAUGCUCUGGCUGGAUCUUAAAGGGAAUGAGUGGGGAGGAUUUGUGGGCUGGCAGAUGGUAGAUUAGCAUCUUAAGAGACUCCAUGGGUAUUAAACUGUCCUAGUGAAAGAGUGGAGAUAGAAUAAAGCAAUUUAAUAUUUUUUUUUACUUUGGUUUUGUUCUCCCUUGAGCAUUGGAGUUCCCAUCCUCUCUCCUGCCUCUGCUGCGGGUCCUCCUCGUGUGCGUGGUUGUAAGGCCUUGGAAACAGGGCUCUGCUUUUGGGGUUUUUUAUUUCUGAGUUUUUGAUGUUUUUGAGUAGAUGUCUCCACAAAUAAAGCCAAACUGAGACUAAUAAAAGUUUAAAAAAAUUGGCAAGGUUCUCCCAAGCCUCGGUUGUUCCUCCUCCAGAGCUGUCUCCUGUCGGUUGAAAUGUGAUUAAAUAGAAAACUUGCUGUAUAAAAGACUAAGAAUGUUGCCAGGCCACGAGAGAAAUAUUUAAAACGAUUGAAAGAGAAAUUUAACCAGCAGAGGAUUUUUUUUUUUUGAGGUGGGAGGGAAGGGUGGGAUGGGAUAGUGGUUGUGGGAAUUUCCUCUUCAUGUCGAGUCCUGCAGUAGCACCAUUGCUGUAUCCAUAUGUAGAACCUUUCCCAAAUACUAUUUAUAUUGUACAAACACAAGUGUGUUUCCUCACCCCAUAUUCAGAUGCUGACUUAUGUUGAAACAUGAACCUGGAACUGUCGAAUGCCCUUCCUUGGUGCAAGGGUUUUUCUCUUUUUGUUGAUUUUUAAAUCCUUCUUUUUGGUUUAGGAAUGACUUGUGCAGAUUCAGGAUAGUGGCCAUAUUCAAAAGGAAAUAGGAAAUGCACAUUCCUACCCCUUCCUCCAGUGAAAUAUAUUUGUAAGUGUCUGAUUAUGUGCUAUAAAAAUAAUGAUUUUUUUUUCUUUCUCCCCCUAGAUUAAGGCUGUGAUGUAUUUUUUGCCUAUUUUUUUUUCUCUGCCUCUAG
Messenger RNA from Ficedula albicollis (Collared flycatcher), 6384 nucleotides. It is a transcript of the gene KDM4B, whose product is annotated as lysine demethylase 4B. Gene Ontology annotation, molecular function: histone H3K9 demethylase activity. The transcript is spliced from 25 exons. Gene Ontology annotation, cellular component: nucleus. NCBI's taxonomy places the organism in Eukaryota, Metazoa, Chordata, Aves, Passeriformes, Muscicapidae. Gene Ontology annotation, biological process: chromatin remodeling. The record is from RefSeq and is a predicted model, not a curated record. Bases 424 to 3861 code for a protein of 1145 amino acids.